Messenger RNA from Poecilia latipinna (sailfin molly), 4857 nucleotides. It is a transcript of the gene alpk1, whose product is annotated as alpha-kinase 1. Gene Ontology annotation, cellular component: cilium. The record is from RefSeq and is a predicted model, not a curated record. Gene Ontology annotation, molecular function: monosaccharide binding; ATP binding; protein serine/threonine kinase activity. The transcript is spliced from 14 exons. NCBI's taxonomy places the organism in Eukaryota, Metazoa, Chordata, Actinopteri, Cyprinodontiformes, Poeciliidae. Bases 1047 to 4316 code for a protein of 1089 amino acids. Gene Ontology annotation, biological process: protein phosphorylation; innate immune response; cytoplasmic pattern recognition receptor signaling pathway.
AUGUAAAUGUUUUAGAAAAUAUUCAACAUUACUGUCGAAGGUACCAAAAACGCUGGUUUGGUGAUCAGCCGUGUUCUUGGCUGAACCCCAUAUGGCAGACUGAGGCGUGUUGCAGGCCGCCAGGCAAAUACAGAAGUUUUAAAACUUUCUGUGGCCCCCAGAAAAUUGCCAGAAACAGAUCAUGGAGCUGUGGUUCUGAAAUUCUGGAAUACACAUUGGCUUUAUGAUACAACAGAGAAAGGAUCUGCCCAACGGGUAAUCUCUGAAGGGGAAAAUCAUCUCAGUGAUAACUGUAAGUCUAUGUACCUGACUGACCUGUGCAAAGGUGGUAACAUGGCAUCAAAUAAAACGGGACAGAAGAAUAUUGUGAAAGCUAAAGUUUUCAGGGUUUAUUAGCUUCAAAAUGUUGCUUUCCACAUCAAAAAGCAUCGCUGUACUGAAGGAGUACGAUUUGAAAAGACACAAGUCAAGGCUCUUUUUCGAGAUCUUUUCCAGAAGACCUGAGGUAUCAAAGAAAUGACACUUUACUCAGAUAGGAACUGUGAGAUAAUCCAUGCUUGCUGUCCUCCUGGAGCUGGGCAGAUGAAAAUGUAGAGGAAGGCAUAAAAAAUUUGUUUUUAUCAGCUACGUCAUCCCAGGGUGACUUUACUUGCGGACGAUAUCUUGAAAUAGCUUUUUGAAGAAUUCAGAAAAACAGAUGUCACGUCUAUUGCUACAGAAGACUUGACAUGUUUCAAAUGGUUACUUAUUUUAGUUAGAAACUCCAGAGGCGUUUGCAGAUUACACACACCAGCAGGUUCAUAAUAAUGUCAGAUGGCUCAUCUGAGGCAGGGUUCUGGACGUCUUCUGCGUCAGGACUGCAUGUCUUCUCUCUGAGAAUCUAAAGAAAAACAAGUAUCAGUUUUUAUUCAGGACUGAAAAUGAAAGCAACCAACCUGAGAAAAUCUAAUUUCCUACAGCAUUGAAAGCAGCAUUUUAUAGCCCUGCCUGACCAGGAAGUCACCGGGAACUCUUAACUCUUGCAGCCACUGUUUGUGUUUCUGAGAAUGGAGGUGGGAGGAUUACUGGAGGAUUGCCUCAGCGCAGCGAGAGAAAAACCUGGAAGUGUUGAAAUCUCUGACUCUGUGAAGCUGAAGUACAAAUGUUGCAGAGAGUCUCUGUGUGAAGAACUGGCCUCUCUGCUGGAGGAGGCAGAGCAGAUGAAGUGGCCCUUUGUGCCAGAGAGGUGGCAGUAUAAGCAGUCCAUCAGCCCCACAGACAAGACCAACCUCAAUGACCUCAUCGGCAAAAACCUGCAGCAACUCUUGGAUCUUCUGAAGUCCUCCAUCAUGGCUCAGGAACCACAGACGUCCCUGGCAGUGAUGUUCCUGGUGGACCGAUUCCUCUACUGGAUCGAUGAAUCCAGACGACUUCUAAAGAUCACCAAGCUCCUAAACCGGUGGUACCCUGAACAACCCAUAGCCCCUCAGCUGAUCAUACGGGUGGCCAGAGUCUUCCUUAACUCUGGAAAACUUCAGAAGGCAGAAUCCAUCUUGAGCAGUUUGAUUUAUAGAAAUGGAACAACAGGUUGUUGGGUCUAUCACUGUGACAGUGACAAAGUGCUCGUUCAAGCCGUCAGUGUUCAAGUGCGUGGAAUGGUUUUGCAAAAGUUGGGCCUGUGGCUGCAGGCCGCAGAGCUAAUCUGGGCUUCUCUGGUUGGCUACUACUCACUCCCUCAGCCUGAUAAGAAGGGCAUUGGGACCUCUCUUGGUUUACUGGCUAACAUAUUAGUGUCCAUGAGUGAUGAAGACUUCCAUUCUUUUAAAACUAAUCCAGAUAUUGAUUUUCCAUCUUUACUCGGAAAUCCUGGGAGUCAUCGUCUUCUUUUGGCCGCCCAGGCAGCUAAGAUGGCUGUGGUGUACAGUCAGUACGCUUCACUUUACGUGCUGACGAAUGUGACGGCUCAAGGAAGCUGCUUGUUGUUGUACAGCUUCUCACUAGCAUGCCCUCCCUCUCAAAGAGUGACCUUUCUCCAGAAGGCUCGAGAGGCCUUCACAAUCGGCCUUCUCACCAAAGCAGAGGGCGAGCCGGUUACCAGCCAGCAGGAACUUCAUACCUUCCUGAAGGCAGCCUAUUCAAUGACCGUCACUGACAAGUGGCUGGACGCUCCAAAGGAUGUUGUAGAGGAGGCUGCUCAAGCUUGCCAGCAAGCUUUAGGAUAUUUCUACAAGUAUUGUGAUUCCAGUACUCAAGACAAAGAUGGCCUGUCUGUUAGAAUCAUGCAACAAGUUGCUAAAGUCAAGCAGCUGCUGGGUGUUGAGCCAUUCCCUAAUUCAGAUAAAGGAUCUUUUAUUCCAGACAGCUACAGAAACGACAAAGAUUCCUCUGUAAAUUUCACCCUGGAGGAUUUCUCAAAGAUAUUGGAGAGAUUUCAGAAAUAUCAUGCAUCACUGUGUGAGGCCACCAAAAGUUUCAAGGAGACUGAAGACAAAAAGGCAAAAGUUUUAACAGCACUGGAUACAAACCUAGAUAAAGCCAGCAGAGAAAGUGGUACAGAAGUAUUCAAGCAAAAAUCAAAAAGCUCGGAUUCAUCAAACGUGUUUUUGUCUCAAAAUGUUGCUGCAACCCUGGAAAGCACAGACCCCCUGGGAUUGUCUUGGCAGAAGCUCUCCUUCAGUAGAUCAGGCUCUCUUCAGCCCAGCAGUGGUGUUCAUAGAAGUGGCAGUGGACACGGAGCAAGCAUUAGCGAUCAGAGGAACAUUCCCACUGAGAGUGAUGAUGACGACAGUUUUUCACACUCUGCAGAUGAAAACCAUAAGCCAAAGCCGCAAAACCAGAACUCCAGAAAUAGUUCCCAUCCAGUCCUAAAGUCCACAAUUCCUGAAACCCCAAGACCGCUUCCACAGUGUGAAGCAAUUCAAGCCGAAACAGAGACAGAAGACUUUGAUGAAGACAGUAUGGCUGAUGUUAAUGAGGAAAGCAAAGAAUAUUUGCAUUCCCAACUACCUCUCCAAACAUCUUUCAGUUCCUUUGGAGAGAGUUUUAGUUCCCAGUCUUCAUGGGAAAAAAUCUCAACUGGCCAAAACUCCCCCAUGUGUGAAAAAGUACAACCAGGUUAUGUGUCAAAACCAAGGAGUCAAUCUUCAGGUUCUGAUGGGAGCUUCGUCAUUGUGGAAACACCGAAUUCUGAAAGCAGCUCUUCACCUGGUGGCAUCGCAGAUCACAAACCACUCGAGAGGCAUGAUGUUCACUCAAAUAUAAAACCUGCAGCCAAUUCAAGUCCUGCAAAACUUGUAGGCUGUGCAGUCUCAGCGGUCCAACACAACUCUUCACAGAGGAUUCCAGACCCAAACGCAACUAUUAAAAGCUCUGAGGAGAGCUCUGAGAGCUCAUACGAUAUGGUGGAGCUCAAUGAAAACGGGCACCAAAGCAAUGAAGUGACUUCUGCAAGAAAAGCACCUCAGAACAAGAAUACUUUGUGCUACAGCUGUCUGUACCCCAGCACAACAGCUGCUCCUGAGUUUGAGUUGUCCCAGCAUGAUUACCAGGCUCUACUGGCUGGAAUCUGCCAUGAAUGUCUGCAGAGGAGGUUCUACAGCAAGACAGAGUUAUUCCAACUCCAAAAAUUUCAAACUGCCUACAAUGCUCUUCACCUGAAGUUCUCCAAGGCCACAGGACUGUGGACGGCCAGAGAGACCUGUGUUUACAUCGGGGAUCUGAUGGAGAUGGAGGGCAAACAGAGAAGAGCGAUAUGGGUUCAGUUUUUGCAUCAGGAGGAGAGGUUAAGCAGUUAUGUAGGGAAGGAUUACUUGAAGCCAAGAGAAAUCCAGUAUCACCUGAAAGAUGUGGAGCGCCAGAUGACAGCUCAGUACUAUGUGACUGAAUUCAACAAGAGUCUCUACGAUAAAGAAGUUUUGGCUCAGAUCUUCUACAUUCCCUCCGACGCAUUGUUGAUUCUAAACGGAGAUGAGAUUGUGGGCUGCAUCACCGUGGAGCCGUACAUGCUUGGACAGUUUGUUAAACUCACCAACAACACUGGGCAGAAAGAGAUGUCUGUCGAGGCUACGAAAUAUGGUCUGGCUUUUGGACACUUCACCUAUCUGUUCUCUGGUCGCCAGGAAGUUGUGGUCGACUUACAAGGAUGGACGACUUCCAAUGGGAAAGGUCUGACUUACCUCACGGACCCCCAGAUUCACUCCACCAGGACCCCCACAGGGCCCUCAAACUUUGGUGAAAGGGGGCUGGCAAUUUUCCGGAAAGAGCAACAUGGACCAACCUGCAACGAGAUCUGCAACCUGCUUGAACUCACUCCACUCACCCUGCAGUCACAUGUUUAAAGAGCUGGAGACUACAUGUACUGACUGAUGCUGAGAAUGUUUUUUGUUAAUUUUUUUGGCAUCUGAAUCACAGUGUAUCAGAUAUUUAUAGAAAAUGCAUCCAACAUUACUCUGAAUAUCUGAUUGAUUCAACACUAUGGUCAGAGCAGCUGAGACUGAAGCAAGUAGUUUGAAACUCAAAGCUGUUUGUUAAGUGCUUUGUACUUCACAUCAUUUUAUGAUCAUCUAUAUUUCUCCAGAAAAGUGUUGAAUCUGCUUUUUUGUAAGCGUUUGUUUUGUUCAUUUGUUCAGAGCAUUACGAUUUAAAUUGUUUUAGCUCCAAGUAUAAUUCUACCACUCCAGUUGAAUUUUCUUAUUAACAUAGGCAAAAAAAAUUAUACAUCAAAACUUGAAGAAAUCAGUUUUUGGAAGAAGAAAAAAGACAUUUUAUUUGAGUAAAUUUUCAAUAAAAAAUGCUAAAAGAAAAAAUAUAUAUAGUCUGUGUUAACAUUGGAUUGCAAGAAUGUGGAAGCAGUGACUUUAAUAAAUUUUGCUGAUCAGA